AUGGAUUCAGAUGACAACGAUAAGACUUCUGAUGAGAAUAUCCGGAGUUCGUUGGGAGAUGAGGUCACCGGGCUUCGAGCAAAACGAUUGAUUGCCACAUUGGUAUGCCUGUUUGUUCUAUUUAUGAUCACUUUAAUCACUCUGGCUCUCAAUAUCUGGAUAAUUUCCACCCUACGAAUGUCAUCCAAUGGAAUUCCAUUCCUUAGAUUUUACCAUAGUUUCAAUGAAAAAACCAAGGACAUGGAAAAGACGAUUGAAAUGAGUGGGAACAAAAUCCGAUUCGACAAAGUGGUCUCCAAUAAAAUCAUGGGAUUCCCAGAGAAAGAUAUAACAAUCACUGCUCCACGAAUGUUAAUGACGUCACGACAAAACGAUAGUCUUCUGGUGAUGAGUGAGAAGUUGUGCAAGCUGGAGAGAGUCAAUAAUUUCCAGGUGCUGUCCCCGAAAGACGGUAGAACGCUUUUCUCCGCCCGACAUCCUACAGUAACCAUUGACAAACGUAUCAAGAAAUUAGCCGCUGAGAGAAUUAUUACGAAUAAAAUCAGGUCGGCAGUUGAUGAGACUCUGAAGGUGAACGGAGAGAAUGUGGUGUUACGUGGAAAUGAGCAAGUAAGGAUUGAUGCAAGGAAUGUGAAUUUCGAGGGUAUGAAACGGAUGGUUUUUAAUAUUUCGCGCGACGGAAUCCUCCACAUGCGUGGCCGUGUUCGCCUGGGGACGGAACGUCUUCUCUUCCAAUGUCCACAUCUCCGUCCCUAUCUGCCAGUCUGGAUGGAAUGCGUCUUUGUGCUUGUGCUCAAUUCCACCACAAACUGUUUAUCGUUCCAGCCAAUAAGCACUGUUUUACCAGUAACACAUUUUGUUCAUGAAAUUCUUUGA
Molecule: messenger RNA, 876 nt
Organism: Caenorhabditis briggsae
Lineage: Eukaryota; Metazoa; Nematoda; Chromadorea; Rhabditida; Rhabditidae
Gene: Cbr-sgcb-1
Product: Protein CBR-SGCB-1
Exons: 6
Coding region: 1-876 (291 amino acids)
Biological process (GO): muscle organ development
Cellular component (GO): sarcoglycan complex; sarcolemma
Source: RefSeq, a predicted model, not a curated record